GUGUUUCUCUCUGUUUUAGUAAUGGUUAAUGGCGCGAGAGGUUCAACUCUUGCAGUAAAACACUAGCUCCCAUGAAUCACUUCCAUCUCCGGCGAUUUUUCCUUCACCGUGAGAGAGGGGGAAGCAGUAAGGAAGACGAAGAAAUUGGUCAUAUGGUGGAUCCAAAGCAGGGAAAGACACCGAAGCUCGAUCGACGCAACGCACUCAAGCACAUCAACUACGACGCCUUGGCUUCGUCUUCUUACUCUUCUGCGUCAUCAUCAGAGGAUUCUUCCUCAGCUUUUCGAACUCGAUCGCUUGAUAUCAUACCUCCGGACACUAGCUUCCGAAUUGAAGGCAUAGAGUCUAUCGAUCGGCUCUACGAGACUCUAGGGCUUUCAUGUCCUGAGGAUUUCGGUAUUCCGGCAGAUGCUUGGGAGGUGAGGAAAGCUAGGUCUUCCUCUGAUAUACUCCCCAUGUCUCGAUUGCGGGAAAUCGACAGUCCAACUAACCGGGAGGAGGCACCCGAAGCUGGGAUUAGGGUUGACGAUGAGACGCCAGUGUCACUUGAGCUUGCUCCGUCAAACGAGUUGGAGACUGUCUAUAGUUCACCACAUGUUAGGUCUUCCGGAGGGGGUGGCGCCGCCGCGGUAGAUGGUGGAGGGAUUAAGGGAACUCGUCCGCCGGUGCUUGCUCCGCCGCCUUCAAGGCGUCGGUAUGUCGAUGUCAUGUGUUCGGCUUCGACGUGGGAUAUAAUAGGGUCUUUUGCGCCCGAUGAGGAGAGGGGUUCGUCUUCGCGUCCGGUAAUGAGAGUAGAUUCGAGCUCGUAUGAUGAAGAGGAUGGGGUGAGUGGAGAAGGUCAGGAGGUUAAUGUUAUUGUUGUUGGGAGAGAAGUAGAAGAAAAUGGAGUGAUACUUCGGAAUACCACUGUUAUGUCGGAGUCACCUUCAUUUUCGACAUCGAACGAUGAGGAUUGUUCGAGCUCGACCACAGAAACCACGUAUACAAUUUCUCCUAAUGGUAGUUUCAGACGAAGCAUCACGUCCUGGCAACGAGGUCAUGUUCUGGGAAGUGGGUCCUUCGGGACUGUGUAUGAAGCGUUCACAGAUGAUGGAUUCUUUUUUGCUGUAAAAGAGAUUUCUUUGGUUGACCAGGGUCCCCAGAGCAUUCAUCAGCUUGAGCAGGAAAUUGCUCUUUUAAGGGAGUUUGAACACGAUAAUAUUGUUCAAUACCUUGGAACAGACAGGCAUGAAGGAAAACUGUAUAUCUUCCUCGAACUUGUAACACAAGGUUCUCUUGUAAAAGUCUAUCAAAAGUAUCAUCUUGGAGAUUCCCAAGUCUCAGCCUACACGAGGCAGAUCCUUAGUGGUUUGAAAUAUCUUCAUGAACGUAAUGUUGUUCACAGAGAUAUCAAAUGUGCUAAUAUUUUGGUGCAUACAAGUGGAUCUGUGAAACUUGCAGAUUUUGGAUUGGCAAAGGCAACCAAAUUAAAUGAUGUGAAAUCCUGCAAAGGCACUGCAUUCUGGAUGGCUCCUGAGGUUGUUAAACGAAAUACACAUGGCUAUGGACUUCCAGCUGAUAUAUGGAGCCUUGGUUGCACAGUGCUAGAGAUGUUAACGCGUCAAGUUCCUUACUCUCCAUUAGAAUGGAUGUCAGCAUUAUUUAAGAUUGGUAAGGGAACACCACCACCUAUUCCUGAUUUUCUAUCAAGAGAUGCUCGGGAUUUCAUCCGCCAAUGCUUACAAGUUAACCCAGAUGACCGGCCCACUGCUGCUCAGCUCUUGAACCAUCCAUUUGUGCAGAGGUCUCUGUCUGCUUCAUCAGUUCCAGGAUCUCCUUCACCUCAUAACAGCAGAUGGUCUAUGAUGGCCCGAGCAGUUGAGAGAGCUCAUUCUCCUGAUGUUCUAAUGGUGUUGAGUGAUUCUUCUCCUUGUUCUGCUGGGUCGAGUUUUCGGGAACUAGAUGAUGUGUUCUUGCAGACUCAGGCCAGAAUCUGGCUUGGAGAAGUCCUGCACACAAGGCUGGAUGAAGAGACAGUCAUUGCUGAUUUACUUGCUGACGGGAAGUUGUUGUUUCAAGUGUCUAGAGUAAUAACAAAAAUGCUUCUGACAAAGCGUAUGGAGCUAAGAUAUUCAAAAGCCUAUAUAUAUGAACCAAAAAUUUCUGGAAAGUGCAGUGGGAGGUAUAUGCCUUAUGCCAAUGUUGACUCAUUUUUGAAGAUCUGCCAAAUCCUGGGAUUGACUGGUGUUGACCUCUUCUCCGCAUCAGAUGUGGUAGAGAAAAGAGAUAUUCGAAGAGUUUGUAUGUGCAUUCGUGCACUCUCAAAGAAAGCAAGAUCUAAGCAUUUAAUCGUUCCAGAUUUUGAUAUUGUUACAUAUACCAUAGCCAUGCCUACAGAUAUGGUUGGGUGCAUCCGCAGAAGCCUGGAGCGAUCACAGCAUAGUGCUUCAAGCUCUAGCGGUAGCAAUCCAUGCAUCAACUCAAAGGUCAAGUACAGACAGCAAAACCAGAAUGAAGAUUAUGCCAGGUCAUAUGAUUCAUUUUCUGAAGAGUCUGAUGAUGCAGAAAGUGAUUUUAGGAUAUUUGGAUUUCAAAGUCCAGAUUCAAAUGCUUCAAAUACUGCUACCCUGUUUUCGAAUUUAGAGAGAUCACUAGGAGUUUCAGAGGUUGUGGAAGACUGUUUUUUAACAAAAACUGUACUCGUGUUAGAUGCUGAGGAUCAAGAGGUAGAUGGACAUAAUAGCCAAUAUGAUCUAGUCUCUGUAAUGGCAUCAAUGGGUUCUCUUAACACAAACCGCCAAAAGAAUGUUAACCCAGAGUUCUUCAGUAUUCACCCAGAUGCUACAUUAAACCAUCUAUGCAUUGAACCUCCGAAUGAGCUAAAUGCAGGGGAAUUGUACAUAAACAGGAAAGGGGUAGGGCAUCCUAUGUGUACCCUGGAAAACAGUUCAGUGAACUUUUGCCAUGUCACAACUCCUGCUUCUGUUGUAGCGGAUUCUAUGGAAACAAACACAUCAAAAGGGGGAUAUGCUGGUUGGCAGUCUGACAUUUCAGAGCUAAACAGUCACAGAACUCACAGUUGUGAUUAUGUUUGGUCUGAUGGGGAAGGGAAGGGCAGGAUAUUUAUGAUUGAUAAUGGAUCAAGCUCCAAUCACAGGGCUUCAAAGUAUGAACUUGGUAGGAGAUUAUCUGAUGAGAUGGAAGAUGCUGAGGUGUCCUCCACGGCCAGUCUGAACUCUGCUUCAAGUAAAGUGGUCACCGUAGAUUAUGAAGAUGGUUUUGAAGCGGAACUUGAUUUUACUAAUGAGAAAAUUGAUUCCCCUAAGUUUCAGAAUAUGGAAAAUGAUCAGAUGGAUGUGAGAUCUGUGAGUGGACUAAAAUUUUAUGAUACGGUUGAAUGUCAGAACCCUGACGAUAUACUAACACCAGAAACUGAUAGACCGCAAGGAAAUAUGAAAUGUGUUAAUAGUAUGAAUUCCGCCUAUGCUUUCCAACCAACUGCAGAUUGGAAAAGAUUCUUCACUAUUGGGGAUCAAAAUCAUGUCGGGACACAUGCUUAUGGCAUCAUGUAUGACAGAGAUUCAGCAGUUGCACAAGCUGACAAUAAGGUGCUAUUUAAUUUUAAUGCGACCUUAAACUCUGAAAAUGUCUCGAUCAAUGAGAACUGGAAUCAACUUGAUGAAGUUUUAUCAAGCCAAUCAGAUUCCCCCUGUAGUAUUCAGGCCAUAUGGAAUGAGAAAAACCACUGCUUGACGACUAUGGUAUCAGAGGGUAACAGUGUUGCAGCGCCUUCUGAACUUGUGAUGCCACAUGGUUUAUAUCCAAACUUAGUCUGCCACUCUCCUACAAUAGCUUCUGUAGAUGCCCUGCAGCUUGAUAAUUCUAAGUCCUUAGUUGUAGCUAAUACUGACGAGAUAUAUAUUGCCUCCAAAAAGGGUGCAGAUAUGGAUACGAAAAAGCACCUAAGCAUCUCUCUGUCAACAACCUGUUUUAGUAAAGAAACAGAAGUCUCAUCUGAAGCUUUAAGUGCAGGAUCCACUGUUGCUAGAAAUGAAAUGAAUCUAGAAGUGUUGGAAGUAGAGAACUUUUAUAAAUACUUAUUUGUAGAAAAUAAUUUAAACUGCUCCUUAAAGCAGAUGUUUCGAGAUGUUGUGGGCUGCAAAAAUACCUCAGAAGGAAAGGUUGUCUUGAAUAGGUUCUCCACUUCGACUGGAGGUGAAGAAAGGGAGCCAACUAGUCCUUCAAGUUUAGAAACAUUCUGUUUUCCACAAGUUAAUCCAUCAGGCAUAACAAUUGGAGAAGACAAUAUGUUGAAUGACAGGAACUCAAUCAGCACUGCAAUAUGGUGCCACAGAAGCUCCUUAUUUGACAUCAUUGCAACUCCAGAUCUGAUGAUACAUCAACAAGAUCUUGAUGUUUACUUGGACAAACACAUUGAACCUGUAUGUGGUGAUGCUCAAAGUGCAGAGUCAGAUAACUAUGGGCUGGAGAUAGAAAGGAUGAGUUCUCCUGUUGAAGUUAGGGAUGCCUGCUCCAAACAUUCAGAUGGUCUAGGAAUCAGAAAUAUUAGUUACCAAGAAAGACAGACCACCAUUACAGUUCUCGUGGAUAAACAUGCUGUUCAUACUAGUGAUGUUCCUGUGAGCCAAUCAAUGCUAACCCUCAACAACCAGCCCUACUCAUCAGUUGCAUGUUUGGAAGAAACAUUCAAAGAAGAAAACAGUGAAAAUAUUUUAGAGACUGCGUCACAAGUAGUGCAUGGAGCAUGUAUAAAUUGUGACAAGGAAGUUGUUUAUUGCACAAAACAGAUGGAUGAGGGCAAAGGGAAACAUGGAAAAUUGAACUCAAGGACAGUUGAGUGUCCAAGAGUGAGGGAGGGCAAACCAAGCAGAAAUUUAUUGUUGAGAUCAAUUGCUGGAGGAGUUACUCUUUUUGGUGGAAUUUUCUUCUAUCUUUACUUUAGGUACAGGAGAAAAGGUGGUAGAGAAAAAAUUGGCGAAACAAGUGUACCAUUUACACAAACUCGAAAUGCAAACUCUCCAGAGCUUUCAACAAGGAAGGCUCGAAAGAGAGAUGGAACCAAUAGGGUUUAUCCUGAAGACAGAUUGAGAUUUCAAGAUUAGAGAUAGAAUUACAGAGUACAUACAUAUAAGGAAGAGAUACAGAUGGUAAAGUUAUUCAAUUCAGUGGUCAGAGUAAGGUUGGAACAGAUUGUUAAUCAUUAG
This is a messenger RNA of Telopea speciosissima, 5204 nucleotides long. RefSeq lists its product as uncharacterized. Gene Ontology annotation, biological process: protein phosphorylation. The transcript is spliced from 16 exons. The record is from RefSeq and is a predicted model, not a curated record. Lineage: Eukaryota; Viridiplantae; Streptophyta; Magnoliopsida; Proteales; Proteaceae. Gene Ontology annotation, molecular function: protein kinase activity; ATP binding; protein binding. Bases 72 to 5102 code for a protein of 1676 amino acids.